ACCUUUGGAGGUGCUAAAAAUACAAAGGCGUUUUUAUUUUCACUCCUUUUUUAGAAAUCCCCGCUUGACAAGCUGACUGUACUUUUUGCGAGAGUGGGCAAAAUGGCCCCAAAAUGAAACACUUCUUUUAGCUUAACGCUGGAAACAGGCAAAAUAAGCACAGAAUGGUGUGUUUUUUUUUUUCUUUUUUGCGCAUCGAUCAGCGUUGGAGAAUGAAUUACUCGGCUGAUUAGCACACGUUGUAUAGCAGCAUAUAACAACGUAAGUGCCAUUUUUUUUAUCUAAACGGGGAGGAACGAUGUCACAAAAUUUGCUAAAAUGUAGUACAUAUACCUAUGCAGCCCUUUUUUGUAAGUGUAUAAAUACGUAUAUGUGUAAGUUGCGAUAGUCCAUCUCUGUGGAUUACCCAAAGCUGAGGAAGAACAAAAUGAGCGUCAUAAAAAGGAUCUUGAGCAGGCUGAGCAUGAACAGAACGAACAAGGGGAAGAACAAUUUCCUCGUGUUAGAAAAAAAAGAAAAGUUGGAAACCCCAUACUUAUAUUUGUCCCUAUCCGCCUGCAUGCUUGGACUAUCCUUUGCCUUCGUGCCACUGUACCAACUGUUUUGCCAAUCAACGGGAUACGGUGGAACCAUACAAAAUAAAAUCGACAUCAGGAAAGUGUUGGAGAAAAAAAAGGCAAAUAAUAAGAACAGAUUAAUUGAAGUGAACUUUACGAGUCAGUCUAAUAUGCCAUGGGUGUUCGAGCCAGAACAGAAAAGUAUAAUUGUAAAACCUGGGGAAACGGUGUUAGCAUUUUAUAAGGCCAAAAAUUUGCUUGACAAGCCAAUUAUAGGAAUAGCUCUCUACCAUGUGCUUCCUGACGAGGCAGGUUUAUACUUCAAUAAAAUUCAGUGUUUUUGUUUUGAAGAGCAGAUGCUAAAUGCGAAUGAAGAAAUUGAUUUGCCAGUUUUGUUUUUCAUCGAUCCAGACAUUUUAAAUGAUUCUCGAUUAAAAAAUUUGGAGAAAAUUACCCUGUCGUAUAUUUUUUUUGAGUCUGACUCGGAAAUCCCCGAGGAAUAUCAGCACCUUUCAAGGGCAAUCGCGCCGAAGAAGAAACCCGAAAUUCAAGUCAUUUGA
Messenger RNA from Plasmodium vivax (malaria parasite P. vivax), 1117 nucleotides. RefSeq names its product cytochrome c oxidase assembly protein, putative. The transcript has a single exon. Lineage: Eukaryota; Apicomplexa; Aconoidasida; Haemosporida; Plasmodiidae. Gene Ontology annotation, cellular component: mitochondrial inner membrane. Gene Ontology annotation, molecular function: copper ion binding. The record is from RefSeq and is a predicted model, not a curated record. Bases 428 to 1117 code for a protein of 229 amino acids.